Messenger RNA from Blumeria graminis f. sp. triticale, 984 nucleotides. Lineage: Eukaryota; Fungi; Ascomycota; Leotiomycetes; Helotiales; Erysiphaceae. The record is from the annotation of a GenBank genome assembly.
AUGCAGUCAAGGGGAAAGUCUGGAAUACCUGAAGAGCCAUCCGGGGUGUCGGGGCAUCAGGAACUGGGCAGUAUGUACGACUACCUCGCAAAAAUAAUACUGAUUGGUCCUUCGGGCAGUGGGAAAUCAUGUCUCCUACAUCGGUUUGUUAAGGACGAAUGGCGCGUCUUGAGUUCACAGACAAUUGGUGUCGAAUUUGCCAGUAAGAUUAUCAAAGUCGGCAGCGGCUCGAGACGCAAGCGAAUAAAGUUUCAGCUUUGGGACACAGCAGGUACCGAACGCUUUCGGUCUAUUUCCCGCUCCUACUAUCGUGGUGCAGCUGGGGCUUUGCUUGUAUACGACAUUUCUUCGCAUGAAACCUUCAGCGCUCUUCCAUCUUUCAUAAAUGAUGCACGCGCGCUUGCAUCUCCGAACUUAACUCUACUAUUGGUUGGUAAUAAACUUGACCUUGCGGACCAAGGGUAUUUAGUUGAUGUGGCUUCCUCGAGUCCACCUCAAAACAUACCCAACAGCUUUAGCUCCAGGGAAACAGGUGGCUAUCCACAGGCUACAAUUGGAAGCCUGAAUUCCAAUCUAGGACUUGGAAGCCAGUGGACAGCCACAAUGGCGCCCGAAGGAAGAGAAGUCAGUUCAGAAGAAGCGUCCAAAUGGGCGAGGCUGCAUAAUAUUACGGCUUCCAUGGAUGUGUCUGCAAUGAGCGGGGAAAACGUAGACGAGGUCUUUCACCGCCUAGCAAGAGUUAUUCUCACAAAAAUUGAAUUAGGUGAAAUUGAUCCAGACGAUCCUACAAGUGGCAUUCAAUACGGCGACGGGUGUUGGUUUGUCGAUGGUGAUGGGGUCAGUGUUAAAAGUGGUACGACGAUGCAAGAGGGUAUGCGAAAGCGUCGUGCAAAGUCAGUUUGGGGAAUUGGUGGCAUGCGAGAUUGGGAAGAUGUGUUUACCUUGACUGGGACAAAUCGACGACGAGGAAAGGGAUGCUGUUGA